AUGAGUGCGGGAGAUGUAAUACGGCGGGUUAUAAUGUCUCGUAAUGUGAGGCGACCGAUGGAGCCCAGCUUACCGGAACUUUCGUCGGCUCGUCGCGCUCUUUUUACCCCCGUUGAUCACGAGGAAAAUCUGCGCUGCUUACAAGAAGAAACAAAAAAGAUAAAAGAACAACAGAAAAUGCGAUGGAAUUUUGAUUUUGAGCAAGAAACACCCCUAGAAGGCCGUUACGAACUGAUAACUGUUCAAGAUGUAAUCCCUCCAAACUUGCAAUAUGAAAGCAGUAGUGCAGACAGUGCUUGCGCAACAGAAGUGCAGCAAAGCAAGCUGUGCAGCACAGAAUGUUCGGGUGCACCUUGCCUGACAAGUUUUGCGGUAACAAAAACCAAGCCGUCUUGCAUUACAGCAGAUACUAGAAUCAAUGCAAGUUCGACGUCGAAAGAAGAGGAAAGAAGAGUUGGCUGUAACGUUUCACAACACCUAAGAAUAACCGGUAAGGUCAUUAUUUCUAAGUAUAGUCUAGAAAGUUGA
Limulus polyphemus (Atlantic horseshoe crab) is the source of this 528-nucleotide messenger RNA. RefSeq names its product cyclin-dependent kinase inhibitor 1B-like. Bases 1 to 528 code for a protein of 175 amino acids. Gene Ontology annotation, cellular component: nucleus. Gene Ontology annotation, biological process: regulation of cell cycle. NCBI's taxonomy places the organism in Eukaryota, Metazoa, Arthropoda, Merostomata, Xiphosura, Limulidae. Gene Ontology annotation, molecular function: cyclin-dependent protein serine/threonine kinase inhibitor activity. The record is from RefSeq and is a predicted model, not a curated record. The transcript has a single exon.